This is a messenger RNA of Linnemannia hyalina, 1575 nucleotides long. Lineage: Eukaryota; Fungi; Mortierellomycota; Mortierellomycetes; Mortierellales; Mortierellaceae. The record is from the annotation of a GenBank genome assembly.
AUGUUGACCUCAUCCACCCCAACCAAACAUCACACAAAAUGGUCCGACAAACAAUCCAAAGCCCUGAGCGACCUCACCGAAGAGUUCACCCUCUCAACCGCUCAACUCGAACACCUCACCGCCGCCUUCAUUGACCAGAUGCAAUCCGGACUCGCGGGGGACCAGAAAUCGAGUGACUUGGCCAUGAUCCCGACGUUUGUCAGUGGAAGGCCAGAUGGUCAAGAACGCGGGAGCUAUCUUGCUUUGGAUCUUGGAGGCACCAAUCUUCGUGUCUGCCUUAUCACACUCAAGGGCAACCACGACGUCGAAUCCAACUCAAAGGCCUUCAGGGUUUCCGACCACCUCCAGGAAGCGCACAUCUCAGAGCUGAUGGACUUUAUCGCCAUCUCGAUCAAGGAGUUUAUCAGCAGCGAGCACAUCAGUUCUAAGAUUGUCGAACACCCCACCGAUUCGGACACCCUCGAGCUCGGCUUCACCUUCUCCUUCCCUGUCGCCCAAACCGCCAUCGAUGCCGGCAUGUUGCUCAGAUGGACCAAAGGGUUCAAUUGCCCUGGGGCUGUUGGCAAUGAUAUCGUACAAUUGCUUCAGGAGGCUAUUGACCGUAACAAGGUCAACGUUCAUGUUGCCGCCCUGGUGAACGAUACCGUUGGCACGCUUCUGGCACAUUCCUAUAAGCACCCCAACACCUUCAUCGGGGCCAUCUUCGGAACAGGAACCAAUGGUGCCUAUGUCGAGGCCACCCGCAGCAUCAAGACCAUGCCCACCCCGACUGCUAAGGAGAUGAUCAUUAAUAUCGAGUGGGGCAACUUUGACAAGGACAAGCGGAUCCUCCCCGUUACACCGUUUGAUAACAAGCUCGACCGCGAGUCCAUCAACCCAGGAAUCCACAUUUUCGAAAAGAUGAUCUCUGGAAUGUACCUGGGAGAAAUCACCCGCAACAUCCUCCUCCACCUCAUUGACCACCGUCUCCUCUUUGACGGCACCUCGUCCCAAAAACUCAACACCCACUGGUCAUUCGAAACCAAAUUCAUGUCACAGAUUGAAUCUGAUACCUCCGCAACCCUUAUUCCUAUCGCCCAAAUUCUGGAACAGGAGCUGGGUAUUUAUUUAAAUACCCAGGUUGAUAGGGAGAUUGUCAAGGCUGUGUGUGAGUUGGUCGGAAGGAGGGCAGCACGGUUGAGUGCCAUGGCGACGGCAGCGGUUGUGAGGAGGGGGUUGUCGGUUGAAGGACACUUUGCGGGGUAUGGGUACCCUCUGAAGUUGAGUGAGGGGGACCAUGUCAUUGGGACAGCAGCAGGUGUGAAUAAGAAUGAAACGGCCGCGGAGGAAAUCCAUGAGAAGACGGACUCGGUGGCCGAACAUGGUGGUAAUCUGCAGCAGAUCCAUGUGGGGAUUGAUGGGUCGGUCUUUGAGCACUACCCGCAUUUUGAGGAGCGUAUGGUCGAAGGGUUGACGGAGCUGUUGGGAUCCCGUGCUAAGGAUAUUGUUGCCCUCGGCAUCUCCAAAGAUGGAUCAGGUGUUGGCGCAGCAUUGGCAGCAUUGAUCGCCACCAAGAACGCUGACCACUCUUGUUAA